Messenger RNA from Tarenaya hassleriana, 2172 nucleotides. RefSeq names its product cationic amino acid transporter 1. Gene Ontology annotation, molecular function: L-glutamate transmembrane transporter activity; L-lysine transmembrane transporter activity. The transcript has 3 exons. Gene Ontology annotation, cellular component: plasma membrane. The coding region runs from base 240 to 2030 and encodes 596 amino acids. Gene Ontology annotation, biological process: transmembrane transport; amino acid transport. Lineage: Eukaryota; Viridiplantae; Streptophyta; Magnoliopsida; Brassicales; Cleomaceae. The record is from RefSeq and is a predicted model, not a curated record.
UUCCACGGAUAUAUACGUAAGAGAAGUCAAACGGCAGCAAACCUAGUUAUAUAUAUAAGCAUGGCAACGUUUCCGACAAGUCAUCUGUCCUGUGUCUUUUUUUUUUUAGAUUUUGAGUUACAUCCUCUGUUCUUUUUGCUGUCCGUUUCCGUUGUUGUGAAUCUGAAUCUGUGAAUCCAUGAUCCCAAUCUACAUAGCAUUCUUCAACCUCUGAAUCGUCACCAGAGACUCGAGCAGAAAUGGUGUCCAGCGGCGGAGAAGAUGGAGUCGUACGGAGGAGAGGGUGCUCGUGCACAAAAGACGAUUUUCUCCCCGAGGAGUCGUUUCAGAGCAUGGGCAAUUACGUAAAAGCGUUGAAGGAGAUCCCGGCAAGGCUCAAGGACCGAGUCAUGACCCGGUCGGUGGACGCGGCGGAGAUCCACGAGAUUAGGGCGCGAAGCGGGCAUGAGAUGAAGAGGAACCUGACGUGGUGGGACCUGAUGUGGUUCGGGAUAGGGGCUGUGAUCGGCGCCGGAAUAUUCGUUCUGACGGGGCUCGAGGCCAGGGACCACGCCGGACCGGCCGUCGUUUUGUCGUACGUCGUCUCCGGCGUCUCGGCCAUGCUCUCCGUCUUCUGUUACACGGAGUUCGCCGUCGAGAUCCCCGUUGCAGGCGGAUCAUUCGCGUACCUGAGAGUAGAGCUCGGCGACUUCGUGGCCUUCAUCGCCGCCGGGAACAUCAUACUGGAAUACGUAGUCGGUGGCGCCGCGGUGGCUCGGUCGUGGACCUCUUACUUCGCCACUCUCUGCAACCACAAGCCCGACGACUUCCGCCUCAUCGCGCGGUGUCUCGGCGAGGACUACGGCCACUUGGACCCAAUCGCCGUCGCCGUCUGCGCCGUCAUUUGCAUAUUCGCCGUCUUCAGCACAAAGGGUUCUUCCCGUCUCAACUACGUCGCCUCCAUCAUCCACAUUGCCGUCAUCGUGUUCAUCGUUAUCGCCGGUCUGACGAAGGCAAACCCUAAAAACUACCAAGACUUCGCUCCUUACGGAACGCGGGGAGUGUUCAAGGCCGCGGCCGUGCUGUUCUUUGCCUAUAUCGGGUUCGAUGCCGUCUCGACCAUGGCUGAGGAGACCAAGAACCCAGGGAAAAACAUACCCAUCGGUCUUGUCGGGUCUAUGAUCAUUACAACCGCCUGUUACUGUCUCAUGGCCGUUGCCUUGUGUCUGAUGCAACCAUACGAUCAGAUCGAUCCCGACGCUCCGUUUUCGGUCGCGUUCUCGGCCAUCGGGUGGGACUGGGCCAAGUACAUUGUGGCCGCGGGGGCUCUCAAGGGUAUGACGACGGUUCUGUUGGUCGGAGCCGUGGGUCAGGCUCGGUACUUGACCCACAUCGCUCGUACCCAUAUGAUGCCUCCAUGGCUCGCUAACGUCAGUGCCAAGACCGGGACGCCUAUCAACGCCACCAUUGUCAUGCUCGCCGCUACAGCACUCAUCGCUUUUUUCACCAAACUCAACAUUCUAGCCGAUCUUUUGUCGGUCUCGACAUUGUUCAUCUUCAUGCUCGUGGCCGUCGGUCUUCUCGUCCGGAGAUACUACGUGAGCGGGGAGACAACCUCGACGAAUCAGAUCAAGUUCCUCGUCCUUCUCGCCCUGAUUCUCGCAUCAUCGGUAGGGACAUCGGUCUACUGGGCUCUCACCGACAACGAAUGGAUCGGAUACUGCAUCACUGUCCCUAUAUGGUUCCUGUCUACCUUGGGGAUGAGGUUGCUUGUUCCGCAAGCAAGAUCUCCGAAAACAUGGGGUGUCCCUCUGGUUCCAUGGCUUCCAUCCGCUUCAAUAGCCAUCAAUAUCUUCCUCCUCGGGUCGAUAGAUAAAGAUUCAUUCAUCAGGUUCGGGAUCUGGACCGCGAUUCUUCUCAUAUACUAUCUGUUGUUUGGUCUGCACGCUACGUAUGACGCAGCAAAGGCAGCUGAAUUGAACAAAGCGGAAUCGAAGUUACAGACAGCAGAAGAAGGCGGCCGUGUUGCAGCAGACAAGACUACUUCAUGAAUCGUAGAUUCUUAAUGAUAUUCUGUUUUUUUUUUAUAAAAAAAUUUAUCUCUAGUGUCCGAAAAAGCUGUAAGAUUUUUGGUUUGUUUAGCAAAAUAUUUACUUUGCCAAAAAAAAAUAUUUACUUGAAGUGCCUUGGAAA